CUCCACUCCCCAUCGGGCUUUCGUACAUCUGUCAAAUUAAAUGGUGAAUCGUCUGACGCAGGGCAAUUGUAGAAAUGGAAUCGUAACAAAUAAAGCCGUAACGUCUAAUGAAUAAUAUUUUAUUGAUGCAGGCUGAUGCCAGGAACUGAGAAGACUGUAUUAUAAUUUCCAUCACGAUGGCGUCUGUUCAACGCGCCUUUGCUCAUAAAUUGAGCAAACAGCAUGCUUCUGAUGUCAGACGUCAAAUAGCUACUUCCACAUCUUACUCUAGAGACUUAUCUAAAAGUGGAAGCAGUGUAUCUGGUUUUUCAUCAAUGAUGUCUCUAUGUGAGGUGCUAGAGCCAUUAGACUAUGAGGAAUUUUUAGCACAGCACCAGUCAGUAUUGGAUCGCGAUCCCCUCAGAUCAAUCUUGGAUUUCCCUCAAGGGGAUGUAGAGCUCAAGGUUGUUAAAAGAAAAAUUAGGACAGAGGAGCCUGUAGUACCUUCUGAACCUUUAGACACAGUUUCACCCUAUGUGCGAAGAUGUGUAGAAAGUUUUACUUCUGACUGGGUGAUAGUGAAUAGAAAAUAUAAACGUCGAGCUUCUCCCAUAGCAAGGGAUCAGCUGUUGCAAGAUACUCCGAGACAAGAUUUUGAGGUUGAUCAAGAAGAUGUUAAUGGCGCCGGAUCACCAAAUGAUGAAGAAGAUAUUUCAACUUCAGCAGAUACUCCACGAGGUUCCUGGGCCAGUUUGGAUCUACGUCAUUCUCAACAUGACCCAUUGUUGCCUGGUCUCUUGGACCGUGUCUGCCCAGAAACUGUAGAUCUAAACAAUGAACAGAAACGAUUAGAAGAUCGGCAGGAAGCUCUGUUUCCGCUGUAUGCACCUCCCUCUUCGCCAGAUGAUGAGUGGCAAGAAAUAAAUCCAGCUAUGGAACCAUCUGAGCCAUUUGCUCAUAAAAUCUUAGUCAAAUGUCUGCAACUGAAGUUAGAGCUAGAGGUUGAGCCCAUUUUCGCCAGUUUAGCAUUGUAUGAUGCUAGGGAGAAGAAAAAGGUUUCAGAAAAUUUUUAUGUCGAUAUGAAUUCUGAAGGACUAAAACGAAUGCUUGGCAGUCAUAUUGCUUACAGUGAUACAAGCACGCUAGCCAGGAGCUGUGUUUUAAGUAUCAGUAAGCCUAGUCCGGAUUUAUUUCUGGUUGUCAGAUUAGAGAAAGUUUUGCAAGGGGACAUUUCAGAAUGUGCUGAGCCUUAUUUGCGAGAGGAUAAAAACAAAGACAAGGUCCGAGCAGCUGCUGUAGCAGCUUGCGAACGACUUGGACGGUAUCGUAUGCCAUUGGCCUGGACUGCCAUUCACCUUUCCGGAGUUAUUGGUGGUGGUGGAGGAAAUGGUGACGCUGAGAGCACUGGAAGUGCAGGUUCCCUCGAUAGAAAAUCAGGAGGAUUAGAACAGUGGAGGAAAAAAGUGGAACCACCAACAAGGCGAGGCUCGUUAGAACGGCGUAGUUCAGACAAACGACGCAGCUGGUCUCCAGAUGACUUUGCAAAUUGUUUGGAUAGCUUCAGGCCAAUUACGCUGACAGUAUCUAGUUUUUUCAAACAAGAAAACGAGAGGCUUAGAGAUGAAGAUUUGUACAAGCUUCUGGCAGAACUGCGGAGGCCAGGAUCUAACUUGAAAAGAUUGAAAUGCUUACCAGGAAUUCUCAAACUAGACCUUAGUCCAAGGCCGGAUGAACUUCCUCGAUGCUUAGAUCCAGAUCUCAGAAGACUCACACCCUAUCCAGAUGAAAAAAGUCGGCCAUACAAAGAGAUACUUGAAUUUCCCAGUGAAGUUGUUUCACCGGAUUUGACAUACCGUAAUUUGCUUUACAUUUAUCCGAAAGAAGCUAAUUUUAGCUCACGGACUGGAUCGGCUCGUAACAUAGCUGUAAGAAUACAACUAAUGGGUGGUGAAUUGGAGGCUGAUGCACUAACUGCGAUUUUUGGACGCUCUUCGUGUCCAGAGAUGACCCAUGAGGCGUUCACGUCUGUGUCCUAUCAUAAUAAAAAUCCCAACUUCUAUGAUGAGAUUAAAAUAAGACUACCACCAGAUUUAAGUGCCAAGCAUCAUCUGUUGUUUACUUUUUAUCACAUCAGCUGUCAGAAAAAAGUGGAACAACCCAAUGUUGAAACACCAGUGGCUUAUACGUGGCUGCAACUACUGAGAGAUGGACAUUUGCAAUCGGGAGAAUUCUGUUUACCAGCUACACUUGAUCCGCCACCUGCAAAUUAUUCUUAUAUAGCCCCAGAUGUAUGUCUGCCAGGAACGAGAUGGGUGGAUGCCCACAAGGGAGUCUUCACGCUUAUUUUAGAACCGGUAUCUAGCGUUCAUCCUCAAGACAAGUACAUUGACAGAUUUCUGUCACUAUGUGGAUCUCUGGAAACUGGACACAUACCACCACGGAUCGGUGAGGCGGGUAUGGAAUCGGAACUGAAGUCAUCUAUGCUAGAAUUAGCCAGAGCAUCACCUUUGGCAUUGGUUAGGUCACUACCACAGCUGCUAGAUCAACUUGUGUGCUUAUUGGUCCGACCUCCGUCUUUACCUUCGCAGCCUCUCAACAUAGCUGCAGUUGCAUUUGAAGCUCUGGGCUUACUGGUCAGGAAUGUCACGAAUCUACCAGAUGGUCAAGUAGAUGCACAUGGACGUCAUGCUUUACUAGCUACUUAUACAGCAUACCAAUGCUAUCUACCAACCCUAUCACGUGGAUCAAGCGUUGCCCGAGCUCGUAGUAAUCCAGAUUUACCCGUCGAAGAUUUAGAAAUGGAAGCUCACACCCGAGGCUUGGACAGGACAGCUUCAAUGCGUCAAGAAUCUCCAUCUGUAAACAAUCAAACUUCUGGAAGGCUAUUGCAUGAAGAGCUAGCUCUUCAUUGGGUCGUUUCUACAGGACAAGCCCGAGAGCUGGCAAUAUCUCAUUCAUGGUUCUUCCUGGAGCUAAUUGUCCGAUCUAUGGUGGUUUCUUUGUCGGAAUUUGACGGUGCAAAACCUCCCAGAAAAUUGAGAUUCUCACCCCAGUUCUCAGAUGAUGUAGCGACUCUGCUCGCUGCUCUAACAUCUGAAGUGAUAGCCCGGUGUGGAAAAGAAAGUAGAACAGCUUCUAAUCUCGUCUCAAGUUUAGGAAAUUUCCUAUCAGACUUGCUGUCAAUCAUGGAUAGAGGAUUCGUACUCUCUUUGAUUCGCAUCAGUUGCUGUUCCCUCGCCGAAGCUGCAAUGCAUGUACCUGAUUCUGCUGCUCUAUUUGCACUGAAAUUAGAUCUGGUUAGGACCAUCUGCUCCCAUGAGCAUUACGUAGCCUUGAAUCUGCCCUUUGGGACUGGUUACACUGGAUGGUCAGGAUCAGCACCUGCAUCACCCAGUCCUUCAACAGGGAGUUCUGGCAGCUUGAUAUCCACUUUGGUACCAGGUGAAAGAGCAAGAUUUUCAGAGCUCAGUCAGGAGUUUAGACAACAGCAUUUUCUGGUCGGCCUUGUUCUCUCAGAUCUAGCUAAUACUCUGGAGAUACCAAACCCAACGCUACAAAAUAAAGCAAUUGGCACAGUUCGAUACCUCAUGGGUUGCCAUGAUGUAGACCCCAGGUACGCUGAUGUGUCUCCUAAAGCUCGUGUAGCUGCACUCUACUUACCAUUAUUGAAUAUUCUAAUGGAUGCCCUACCUCAACUGUAUCACUGGGAUUCUAAAGAGAGAAGUGUGUACCUGGAUGAAUCUGGUUCAAUUACUCAAUCAGUAGCCCUUGCAAUAGCUGGUGGUGGGUCAACGGAUGUAGCUGGAACGCAAUGCAGAGUUUCUCUCAGUUCUGAAGCCACUAGACAUUUACUUAUGUGUGCAUUGUGGGUUUUGAAAGGCCUCGAAAAAUCUGCGUUAGGACAGUGGUGCUCAGAACUCAGUUCCAGGCGUGUUCUGAGCCUUUUGCAAGUCCUCAAUAUUGCUACUGCAGCCUUUGAAUACAAAGGAAAAAGAGCACUCAAAAGAUGUCCACCUCAAGCUAGUGCAACGAGCGAUAUUCGAUCAAGAUUAGAAGAUGUUAUAUUGGGUCAGGGAAGCGCUAGAAGUGAAAUGAUGCUAAGGAGGAAAGAAAGAUCCAGUGGUGAUAGACUUAGAUGGAGAAAGGACCAAAUGCCUUACAGACCAAGCGAGCAGACCGAAGGCAGAGCUGUUGAACAGGAUGCUCAUAUCGAAGGAGCUCUUGCUGCAGAAGCUUCACUCGUAGUUUUGGAUACUCUGGAAUCUGUGGUACAAGCUGAUGGAGGGGGAGGUGCAGUAGUUGGUGCAGUCUUGAAAGUCCUUCUCAGGGCAUUAGCUAGGAAUCAGAGUACCUUAGUUCUUCAGCAUAUGUUCAAUACUCAAAGAGCUCUAGUCUUUAAGUAUCACAGUGCACUUUUUGAUGAAGAAAGUGAGCGAUGUGGAGACUUGUGUCUAACAUUACUGACCAGAUGUAGUUCGCCUUUGAGCGCUGUACGAAGCCACGCAGCAGCCAGUCUCUAUUUAUUGAUGAGACAAAAUUUCGAGAUUGGAAACAAUUUCGCUAGAGUGAAAAUGCAAGUCACGACAUCGCUAUCUGCAUUAGUUGGACGUGGCAGAGCACCAAGCGAAGGAGCACUAAGGCGAGCCUUGAAAACAGUUCUAGUUUAUGCUGAGCGAGAUACAGAGCUAGCUGAUACAAGCUUCCCUGAGCAGGUGAAAGAUUUGUUAUUCAAUCUUCACAUGAUUUUGUCUGAUACUGUGAAGAUGAAGGAAUUCCAAGAAGACCCUGAAAUGCUAUUGGAUCUGAUGUAUAGAAUCGCGAAAGGCUAUCAGGGAUCUCCAGACCUCAGACUCACUUGGUUAGCGAAUAUGGCUCAGCAGCAUAUGGAAAGAAAGAAUCAUACCGAAGCUGCAAUGUGUUUGGUGCAUAGUGCUGCUUUAGUUGCUGAAUAUCUUCAUCUAUUAGAACCGGGUGGCGGAGGUCGACCUGUAGGAGCAGUUGCUCUGGCUCCUGUGACCCCUAAUGCGCUGGAAGAAAGUGCUGUUGGUGAUGACGUUUUAGCUAGACGAGAGGAAGGCUUGUGCUUAGGCCCCGAUUUUUCGGAAAGUGGCCUAGCAGGUCUGCUUGAACAUGCUGCCAGCUCAUUGCAUGCAGCCGGAAUGUACGAGGCAAUCCCUGAUGUCUAUAGGGUAUUAUUACCGAUAUCCGAAGCGGCUCACGAUUACAAGAAAUUGGCAAACAUCCAUGGGAAAUUGCACGAGUCCUAUACCAGAGUGGAACAACUCGCUGGAAAGCGUGUGUUUGGCACAUACUUCCGAGUCGGAUUUUAUGGACCGCGUUUCGGUGAUUUGGCUGGCGAAGAGUUCGUCUACAAGGAACCAACUCUGACUAAGUUACCCGAAAUAUUUUCCAGGCUGGAGAAUUUCUAUGCUGAGAGAUUUGGAGCAGAAAAUACCGUUAUAAUAAAAGAUUCUAAUCCGGUAGAUCCUAGUAAACUAGAACCAGACAAGGCGUACGUUCAAAUCACUUAUGUCGAACCUUACUUUGAACUUCACGAGUUGCGACACAGGCCUACAGUAUUUCACCGAAAUUUCAAUAUCAAACGCUUUGUAUUUGCUACCCCAUUCACCCCUGGUGGUAAGGCGCAUGGUGAGUUGAGAGAACAGUGCAAGCGAAAGACGAUUCUAACUGUAGCAACACAUUUCCCGUAUUUAAAAACGAGGAUUCGAGUUGUGGCCAGAAAACAAAUAGUGCUCAGUCCCAUUGAGGUAGCGAUUGAGGACAUACAAAAGAAAACUGCUGAGGUGGCCGCGGCAACCGCACAAGAACCUCCAGAUGCUAAGAUGCUGCAGAUGGUUUUACAGGGUUGCAUUGGUACUACGGUUAAUCAAGGACCUGCCGAGGUCGCAGUAGUUUUUCUUUCUGGCUUGAGAGAGCAGAACGCUCAGCCUUCCAAGCUGCAGCAUAAGCUGCGCCUAUGUUUCAAAGAUUUCUCCAAAAAAUGUCUUGAUGCUCUAAGACGUAAUAAGAAUCUCAUCGGGCCUGACCAACGUGAUUACCAAAAAGAACUGGAACGAAAUUACCAAAGAUUAACUGAGAGGUUGACGCCUUUGAUCGCCUGGAGUGGUCCAGCUUUGGCUAGCCAACCGUUACCCACAUCACCACGCUGGUAAGAUUGGCGGAGCAAAAUUAUUUACCUUAUCAAUUAUUCACCAAAGAUAUUUCAAACUCAACAUUUAUAAGGAUAAAACACGUACUCGUAUGAUAUUCAAUUAUUCUUAUAGACGAGAAUCUACACUAAAGAACUAACAAAGAAGUACUUACAAUUAGUAUAUCCAUGCGGUUUAGUAUUUAUAUUAGAAUUUUAUAUAUAUAUACAUACAUACAUGCAUAUAUAUUUAGACCACAUCAUGUGGCUUUACUAAAAAGAAAACUGAACAAAUUAAUACGCAUUUUUUAGCUGCUAUCUCACGCCGCACAAGGCAACAUAGUGCCGAUGAUAAAAACGGCAACAAAGUUACCGAAAAUCUAUUUAUCAAUUUCUAAGUCAACCAACUGCGGGCUGAGGAAGCAAAGGUGUCCUCCCCAAUAUUUUUGUAUACGUAUAACGUUUGAGAAAAUUUAUAUCCCCUAACAUUACUUUUCGAAGAAAAGAGAAAAGCGAAGAAAUAAGAUGAAGUGAUAUGGAGCUGGUAAUUUAUACCGGAACGCACAGUCGAUUAUAUUUUAUAGCUCUUACAAUUAUUAUAGCCUGCGCACGUAUCCAUCAGUAUAAGAUGAGUAUUGUACGGUUUUGUAUUGGAAAAAGCUACAAUAUAUAUACUGAUGAGAA
Messenger RNA from Athalia rosae (coleseed sawfly), 6811 nucleotides. RefSeq names its product dedicator of cytokinesis protein 7 (gene Zir). Gene Ontology annotation, molecular function: guanyl-nucleotide exchange factor activity. NCBI's taxonomy places the organism in Eukaryota, Metazoa, Arthropoda, Insecta, Hymenoptera, Athaliidae. Gene Ontology annotation, biological process: positive regulation of GTPase activity; small GTPase-mediated signal transduction. The coding region runs from base 177 to 6152 and encodes 1991 amino acids. The record is from RefSeq and is a predicted model, not a curated record. The transcript is spliced from 16 exons.